This is a messenger RNA of Arvicola amphibius (Eurasian water vole), 1320 nucleotides long. It is a transcript of the gene Tmem236, whose product is annotated as transmembrane protein 236. The record is from RefSeq and is a predicted model, not a curated record. The coding region runs from base 1 to 1044 and encodes 347 amino acids. The transcript has 4 exons. Lineage: Eukaryota; Metazoa; Chordata; Mammalia; Rodentia; Cricetidae.
AUGGUUUCUGGCAGAAUAAUUAAGCUGGUGUUUUUUGAGCUUCUUGAGUUUGCUGCCUUCUCCGUUCCUACCCUUGUGAUGAUGGAAAAGUUUGCCCAUGAGUAUCAGAAAACAAAGAACGGAGUUGAAAGAACACACUAUUGGCUCAUUGUUUCCUGCUCCAUUGCCUAUGUGGCUGCAGUGAGUCUCUUGAUCUGGGUUCCGAUAAAAGUUAUCUUAUUCAAGAAACGGCAUCUUUACAAAAAAAUUGUAGGAUGGAGACCUGUUCUGAUGAUGUGCGUGGUGCUCACCACCCUUCCCAGCUUCAGCUUUUCCAUAGCAGCCACCGAGGUUCAAAAGAAUGGCAGCGUGUCAGUUCCAGUUUUACCGACUGACCCCACCUGUGACCUGCCAGUGUCUCUGAUUCUAUUAUCCCUGAUCGUUGUUGACAUUGUUGAGAGACUCAGGAUAUACCCUCUAAGGGGGCGUCAAGAGAGCUAUGAAGACAAAAACAUCUAUAUAACGACUUUGCAGCAGAUAAAAACUGUGACGGAACAGGUGGGACGUGGUGAUGAGAAUCCUGCACCUGCCCAGGCAGCCAAGCCCACCAUGAUGUCCGUACCUCCCACCAACAUGGGUGCGCUGGUGGGGCCCAUCGAUCCCUCCUUUGACUCUGGAAUCCAGAGGACGAUGUCUCACAGAGAUGUCCGGGCCGAGCUGUUUCUUAGAAGUUUCCUCACAUGGUCGGACACUAUAGAAAUGAUGCGUGUGGCUGGGCUCCCACGUGUGUACCAGUCAGGCUGGGUGUACCCGGUCUACAUAUUCAGUUUUAUCUCUCUCCUACGAAUGGUCUUCACACCUAAGAACCCUCUUCUCAGCUUCCUAGGGGUCCUGCUGCAGGAUUUCCCCUUUAUUAUCCUUAGACUCAGCUUAAUCACUACCCUGGGGACAAUCACGCCAGUGCUGGGCCUUUGUAAAAACAUCCUAGUGACUUUCUCCUAUAUUUACUUCAAUCAUUUAACCAAGUUCAGGCCUUUCUCAGCCUUUGAAACCUCCCCGUUUUAAGCAUCAAAUGUUGAGAGUAAGUCCUCCUGGUUGUAAAGUCUUUCCAGGCAUAAGCUGUUGCACCAUAUAGAAUGAACCACUUCCAAACUGUAAACACAUGUAAAUGGUGCUACAUUUAAGCAAAGUCAUAUUCUUCCAAAUUGCCUCUUCCGGGCUUCUAGAAACUUUAGUCGUUGAUUUUAGUCAUGUCUAUCCCACUUUUUGCUAGAAAUAACCCCUCAAUAAAGCCUUUUUAAGUGGUGGGAACCGUGAGCUAGCUUAAGAAUGAGAUUUUUA